AUGCCAUUAUAUGUAAAAUUUCUUAAAGAAUUGAUCACCAAGAAGAGAAGCUGGCAGGAGAAUGAAACUGUGAUUCUUACUCAAGAGUGUAGUGCCAUCAUUCAAAAGGAACUUCCACCAAAGCUCAAAGAUCCAGGCAGCUUCCUCAUACCAUACACAAUUGGGAACAUGGCCAUUGACAAAUCACUUUGUAACCUGGAAGUAAGCAUCAACUUAAUGCCUCUUGCCAUGAUGAAGAAAAUGAUGAUAGAAGAGCUUAAACCUACAAGGAUGUCACUUCAACUUGCUGACAGAUCCAUCAAAAUACCAAAUGGAGUAGUGGAGAAUCUCUUGGUGAAAGUGGGAAUUUUUAUAUUCCCAGCCGACUUUGUGGUCUUAGAUAUGGAUGAAGAAGGAAAUAAUUUAGUUAUUCUUGGUAGACCCUUUUUGGCCACUGCUAGAACAAUCAUUGGUGUGGAAAAGGGGGAGAUGAUCUUUAGAGUACAUGAUGAGCAAAUGACUAUAAACAUCUUCAAGGCAAUGCAAUACCCUGCUGAGAAAGAAAGUUGCAUGAGGAUUGAUGUGGUAGACUCCUUGGUUGAAGAAGUAUUUGAAGCAAACCAUUAA
Arachis duranensis is the source of this 606-nucleotide messenger RNA. RefSeq lists its product as uncharacterized. NCBI's taxonomy places the organism in Eukaryota, Viridiplantae, Streptophyta, Magnoliopsida, Fabales, Fabaceae. The coding region runs from base 1 to 606 and encodes 201 amino acids. The record is from RefSeq and is a predicted model, not a curated record. The transcript has a single exon.